AUGACCAUCCUGGUCGAGCAGGGCGGCCGCAAAAAGAAAUUCCAGAUGCACAGAGGGCUGCUUUGCCACUACUCCGAGUACUUCAACACCCUGCUCAACGGAGGCUUUGGCGAGUCCGGUCGCAACUUCCACAAGCUGACGGAGGUCGAGAUCGACACUUUUCAGGUUUUCUUCUAUUGGCUGAACACUGGCGUCAUUUCCGAUGGUGGCGGUCAAGACCUGCAAAAGGUUGAGAUCAUUAAGGUCUAUGUUUUCGCCGAUUGCUACCUCGUCCAGGAGCUGAAGAACAAGAUCCUAGAGGCUCUGUUCCUGAGUGAUGUGAAGACAUGGGCUGUCUCUUCCUUCAUCAAUCCCCUUAUCUACGACCAGACCCCGGAAGGCUCUCCGUUGAGGAAACUUCAUGUCGACCUUACCUUAGAGACUGAAGACUUCAAGGACUGGAGGGAGCACUUGGAACACUAUCCAAAGGAAUACUUGGCGGAUCUCUUCGAUGCGUGCCGGGAGAGAAAAGUGGUUCCGGGGAGUGCCUUUGGCUUGGACAAUGGCGGGACGGAGGGAUGGAUCAAGGAGAAGAUGGCGCACUUCUGCGAGCGAUAUCACGACCAUACAAAGCCGGAGGCCCGUGGCUCUGUCGGCAAUGUGUAA
Trematosphaeria pertusa is the source of this 645-nucleotide messenger RNA. RefSeq lists its product as uncharacterized. Lineage: Eukaryota; Fungi; Ascomycota; Dothideomycetes; Pleosporales; Trematosphaeriaceae. The record is from RefSeq and is a predicted model, not a curated record. The transcript has a single exon. Bases 1 to 645 code for a protein of 214 amino acids. Gene Ontology annotation, molecular function: protein binding.